This is a messenger RNA of Toxorhynchites rutilus septentrionalis, 4246 nucleotides long. RefSeq names its product protein artichoke-like. The record is from RefSeq and is a predicted model, not a curated record. The transcript has 2 exons. Bases 424 to 4038 code for a protein of 1204 amino acids. Gene Ontology annotation, molecular function: protein binding. Lineage: Eukaryota; Metazoa; Arthropoda; Insecta; Diptera; Culicidae.
UGUGGACGGUGAGAUUCUGUACAUUUCCCAAACAGAAUUUGGCCGGUCGGUGUAAAUACACGCUUCGCAAGUGGCAUAAAUGUUUUGUUUGUGUUUUUGGUAGAAAAAUGGAAGGAUUCUCGUUGCCGACUUGUGGAUUAUGAUAUAGCGGUUUAGGCCACCUAUGUGGUUACCGGUAUUCAGCGGUAUUCAAUUUACAUCAGCGACAUCAUGCGCAACACAGGUUUGCACUCAGAUGCUCUCUCUCGCGGAUGCAGAUUGUGUCACUUUCGCCAGCUGGCAUCGGUUUGUUCUACGUUCAGCUUGUAUUUUUGAAACCGAUUCGUUUGAAUUUAGUUUAUUACGAAAUUUUGUCGAGACCAGACAGGGCUUGAGUUUGUUGCACCCGUGAAAUAGGCCAAUAAUUGCAUCUCGGUGUGCAAAAUGUUCAAGUUGAGCAUUUUGCCGCUACUCUUGGUGGUAGCGUUUGCGAGAGCUGAUUAUGACAACAGCAUAUACAGCUGUCGUGCUGCGAAAAAAGAGUGCAAGUUGGCAAAUUUGAACUACAGAAGUCGGGAUGCUGUGUCCAGUAUGAGGAUCGAUGGUGGAUCAACGCCUUUUUUGGAUAUAGAGUUCGUGGAUUCAUCUUUUCCAAUCAUACCGCCAUCGCUUUUUCGCGACAACGAUAAUGUUCGGGCGCUCUCAGUGAAGGAAUGUGAGAUACAAACAGUCGAGCCGAGAACUUUCGCUGAAGCUAGGGAGCUGAAAUUUCUCAAGAUUCAGAAAAACGGUCUCUUGAAACUGUACAACGAUAUGUUUAAGGAAACAAAACUGACGAAAGCAAAUUUUGGUAAUAAUAGAAUUACAGAGGUGGAGGAAUUCACUUUCCGGGGCUGUAGAGAUUUGGACGCCCUGAAGUUGUCCAAAAACAGAAUCAGAGUUUUUCCGGUGCGGCUUUUCGAAGGGCUCGUUCAGCUGGAAGAUUUGAGUUUGGAUCAUAACCGAGUGGAAGAAUUAGAGGGUAAUCUGUUCCGAGAUCUUGGAAACCUCAAAGAACUGUAUCUGAGCUACAAUUUCAUCCAAUCUUUGAAUCCCAAUGCAUUUGUAGGUCUUACAAACUUAAGGAAACUGGUUCUGAAAGAGAACGAAAUAUCAACAAUUGACCCCCGCGCUUUCGGACCAUUGGUAAACCUGGCCGAACUUGAUUUGGAGGAGAACAACCUGAAACUCUUCGCACCGGAAACGUUUGCGAAGCUGACGAACCUCAAGGAGUUGAUUCUGACGGAAAACUACAUCGAGCAGUUGGAUGACCGAAUCUUCGAGGGCAACAGCAGACUGCAAGCCCUAGUGCUGAACAACAACUCCAUCGAAGCGCUACAACCGGCUCUGUUUUCGAGGUUGCCCCAGCUGGAACAACUCUCCGUACAGUUCAACGAACUGUCUCGUUUGGAUGACGAUUUGUUCGUGAAUAAUCGCAAUUUGGAUACGCUUCACUUAGAGGGAAACAUAAUCAGUUUGGUUGGCGCUCGUGCUUUCGCCGGCUUGGGACGGCUGGAAAUAUUAGAUCUGGACGAUAACAACAUCGGGUCACUCGAGGGAGGUGUUUUCAGUGAUUUAGGUGGUUUGGAGAAGCUGUUUUUGGAGAAUAACCUUCUCCGGGAGUUGAAAGCCGGCACACUGCGAGGUGCGACUAGUUUGAAGAAGCUUUAUUUGAAGGAUAAUUUGAUCAAGACAGUUGAUGAGUCUUUUUUCAACGAUGUCCCCCAGUUGAAGUCCCUUACGUUAGAGGACAACUUUAUCGAUCGUGUUCCAAGGAGACUUUUUGCCAACCUGAGGAGACUGAAGGAACUUUCACUGAGUGAUAACAAUUUGGAGGGUUUCGAGGACGGGGUUUUCCAAGAUACUUCAAGUUUGGAGGAGUUGUAUCUUAGAAACAAUAAAUUUUCUUCGAUUCAGUCGUCAGCACUCAAUGUUGGAUCGUUGGAAUAUUUGGAUCUCUCGGACAAUUACUUCAACCAGUUACCGACGAACACUUUUGAGCAUCUCAAACGACUAGAAUCGCUGGAUUUGGAUGACAACAAGUUCCCGGAUAUUCCAGAGGCGGUGCGUGGGAUGUCAAGCUUGAAAGAUCUUGAGCUGGCUGGGAAUUCAAUAUCUCAAAUCGAUACCGACGUUCUGAACUCACUGACGGGUCUCAAAGAUUUGGAUUUAUCUGACAACAAGCUCACGGAUGUUCCUGCGAAUGCUUUCAGCAAUUUGCGAUCGCUUAAGGAGCUGUACCUGGAUGAAAACGAUAUUAAGAUGAUCGCGGAUGGUACAUUUUCGCAGAAUAGAAAUCUCAAGCAGCUGGAUUUGAGUGAGAACAACAUCGAUCAGCUUGGAGCAAACGUAUUCGCGGGAUUACACAACUUAGAGUCUCUAGAUUUGAGGGAUAACCCAAUCGGUGGAAUUGACGAGAAAGUGUUCCGCGAUCUAUCGAAACUGGAAUCGCUGUCGGUGGAAAAUACGAGCCUGGUUGAAAUUUCGGGAAGCCCUUUCUCCAGACUAUCUUCGCUGGAGAAACUAGACUUGGAUUCGAAUCAUGUGAGUGAGUUGAAUGCCGUCAUGUUUAGAGGGUUGGAGAACUUGGAAAACCUUUAUCUGAAUUUCAAUCCGGUGACGAAACUUCGUACUGAUUCGUUCCAUCAGCUGGGAAAUUUGAAAGUUCUCAGUAUUGGUCCGAGUGAGAUCGCCAGUUUGGAUAAGGAUUUGCUGCGAUAUGCGCUUCGGUUGGAGGAGUUGUUCUUACACGGACUAAACUUUGAUAUCCUGCCCCGUGAUUUCUUCCAGUUUAGUCGCAAGCUGGAGGUACUGUCGAUUAACAACAACGACAAGCUCAAAGCGGUUGAUAAAAGUUGGUUUAACGAUUUACCGAAUCUGCGGACACUCAACCUAAUGAACAACAGUAUAAUCAAUUUCCAAGUCGGAGUAUUCGAUGCCCUCGAUGAUUUGGAAAACCUGUUUCUGUCCGAAAACCAAGUUCAAACGUUGGAUGUUAAUCUUUUCGUCAAACUUCUACAAUUGGAAACAUUGGAGUUGGAUGACAUGUCGCUCUCUUCCCUACCGUUGGGAAUCUUUGACAACCUUGUUGAUUUGGAGCAACUCGACUUGGGAUCCAACCAGUUGAGUUCGCUGGACAACCACAUCUUCAGGAACCUCUUUUCGCUGGAAAGCCUCUGCCUGGCUGACAAUAGCAUAGUUUCACUUAAUCCGGAGUUGUUCUACGGUUUGAGAAAUUUGAACGAGGUUGACCUGAGCGAUAAUGAGUUAACCGCGCUGGAUUCCAAUCUGUUCCGGGACUGUCUCGAUCUCGAGGUCCUUAAUUUGGGAAAUAACAAAUUCACGACUUUCGAUCUACCCCAAAUGAGCUUCUCGAAGACGCUAAUCGAGUUGGAUAUCUCGAAAAAUAUGUUAACAUCCCUUAGGGUCACCGAAGAUCUGUACACAUUGAUCGCCGAUGACAACCAGAUCAGUACUAUUGCCACGGAUACUUCUCCCUCGUACAACCUAAAUCUGCUGUCGCUCUCCAACAACCGACUAUCGGAUAUCUCGCCAAUUUAUAGAUUCAACAAUUUGGAAUCUUUGAACAUUUCCCGCAAUGAUCUGCAACAGUUGGAUUUCGGUCAGCUGACAAGCUUGUUGGAUGAGUUGGAAGUUCUCAACAUCUCACACUGCAAAAUUCCCGAGUUCAAAGCAUCGGAAAUGAUAACACAGGAAUCGAUGAAGGUGCUGGACAUCUCCCAAAACGAGCUGUCAAGUUUGGACAUUGCCGUGUUCAAGCACUUCCCGGAGAUGGAGCUGUUCGUGGUUGGCGGUAACAAAUUCGUGCAAAUGCCGGCCGAUCAGUUGGUGGAUACUUUCAAGGAUUUGGAGUUUGUGGGUGCAGAUGGAACGCAGUGGGACUGCGUUUCACUCGAAAAGUCUGUGGACUUAUUUGAGCAAAACGACAUAGAUUUCUGGAGACGGGAUCCUUCCGAGAUGUGCUCGGGGAAAUCCAUCCGUGGAAUAUGCUGCAUGUAGAGUAAACUUGUGAUUGAUGCAUAUCAACAAAGACGCUUUGAUUGAUUUGAGCUUGUCGGAAAUCAGUUUCCAACAGCAGAAAAAUAGCCUUGUUGAAACUUCAGAAUUGGUUACACGUUUCAUUGUAUUCCUUCCUCGAAGUGAAACCCUAUCCAGUAGUUUUGAUUAAUAGUCGAAAAAAUAAACCAUUUGUUGUUGUUUUUUUGUA